Molecule: messenger RNA, 7307 nt
Organism: Pyrgilauda ruficollis (rufous-necked snowfinch)
Lineage: Eukaryota; Metazoa; Chordata; Aves; Passeriformes; Passeridae
Gene: PDE8A
Product: phosphodiesterase 8A
Exons: 27
Coding region: 1394-3958 (854 amino acids)
Biological process (GO): regulation of DNA-templated transcription; positive regulation of ERK1 and ERK2 cascade; cellular response to epidermal growth factor stimulus
Molecular function (GO): 3',5'-cyclic-AMP phosphodiesterase activity
Source: RefSeq, a predicted model, not a curated record
GCCGGGAGCCGGGGCAGCGCGGGGGGAGCCGGGGCGGGGCGGCGCGGGGCGGGCGGGGCGGCGGAGGGGCCGCGGCCGCCGCUGAGGAACAUCAAUAAUAACAAGGUGAGCGCGGCGCGAGGGACGGCGGCUGCGGGGAGCCAGGCAUUUCCCUGCUGAGGGAUGCAGACACCACGGCCCCGGGAACCAGAGCUCUCGCCGCUGCAGCCCUUGCCGCCGGGAUGGGACGCUAGGAUCGUUCUCCUUCUACUUCUCGCUCUUUUUAAUUUUUCUUGCCCUUUUUUAUUUUUAUUUUUUAAUUUUUCCCUUCUCGACGUUUCGCAUCACUUCUCUGCCCAAAAAACCAACCGCAUCAUGGAGGCCCUUUGAUGCGUCCGCCCGCCGCGCCGGCUGCCCCCGCGGCUGAGGGAAGCCCUCCGGGCCGUGCCCCGUUCCCUGAGGGGGCUCCCCGCGGCCCGGCCCGCCCCUGCCCCGCCGCGCUGAGCCGGGAUGCCGCUGCGGCGGCCGCAGAGCCCCGCUGCCGCCUGACGGGGGGCUCUUCCUUCCUUCCGACGACGGGAACCUGAAUGUCACCCCCGCGGCGGCCGCCCGCCCGCCCGCGACCGAGGCGGCGCGGGACGUGCCCAGCGCGGCGUGAGGAGCGCAGCCGGCUCCCCGGGGCGGCCGGGCGCCUUUGGCUCUUCGCUGGUAUUUUUUAAUAAAUCGUUGAUUUUUUUUUUUUUUUUUGGCCCCAAAGCACACCCCAAAGCGCACCCCCGGCACAGCGCAGCGCCGAGGGGACCGCGAGGAGCGAGCGCGGCUCGGCGGGAGCGCGGACGCGGAGGUGGGGAGCGGCCCCCGGCCCGGUCCCGGGUUAAUCGGUAACGCGGAGCAAGCCCGGGUGAAAAUGCGCCGCGCUCCGGGCUCAGGGGAGGAGAUGGUGCCGUGCCCCCGGCCGCUCUGAGCGCCGAGCCGACGCCGAGGUGUGUGUGGUUUGGGGCUUGGGUGUUUUUUGGUGUUUUUUUUUUUUUCUGCUUUUACAAGAAGGAAAGAAAACGUUACCAAGAUUCUCAGAUGGCUUAGACAAAUUAAUAAUAAUCUGUGAAAAUACGAAGUCGACCGGUUCUUGAUUUCCCCCCUUCCCUCCCCUCCAGCUCCCCAGCCCACUGCUGAGAUUGAGCUAAAAGGACCUGUUUCCUGGAGGACGAGGAGAACAGACACGUUUCUGGUGGUGUAGAAGGGACCGAUGGCAAUGCUUCAGAGUGUAGCGGAGACGCAGGAGAGAGAGUCAACCUGUUAACAAAAUAUUAAGCAGGGGGAAAAUAUCAACGGGAAGGAAAGAUAUAUAUACAUAUAUAUAUAUACACGUAUAUAUAUAUACAAUUUAGAAGUAUUCCCCAGGUGGCCACAAAGCAUGGGCUGUGUUCCAAGCACCAACCUCUCUGACAGCAGAGUGAUCUGUCACAGUAGCAAUGAGUCUGAGGAGUACAAUUUCCCUCACCAGACCAACACAACCAUGUCUCAACAGCAGCAAGGCAACCCCGUCCCAGGAUUAUUCAUUAAAUGCUACAACACAUCCACUUAUGAGGCGAGGACUAAUUCCUCUAAGAAAGACAAGAGGGAGAACAGCCAGAGCAUGGAGGCAGAGGCCCAGACCGGCAGAUCCAAUGUUAAGGCACCAGUAACAGAUGUGCAGUUUGGCCCUAUGAGACUUCAUCAAGAUCAACUUCAGGUACUUUUAGUGUUUGCUGAGGAAGACGAGCAGAGUAACGGGUUCCGCUGGGCGUGUGACAAGGCUGGAUUUCGGUGCAAUCUUGCCAGGACACCUCAGUCUGCACUAGAAUGCUUUCUAGAUAAGCACCAUGACAUUAUCAUCAUUGACCAUAGACAUUCCAGAUACUUUGAUGCAGAAGCAUUAUGCAGGUCUAUCAGAACAACAAAAGCCUCAGAAAAUACAGUCAUUAUUUGUGUAGUACAAAGGCACACUGAUCGUGAGGAGUCAUCAAUAUUGCCCCUGAUCUCUGCUGGCUUCACAAGGAGAUAUGUAGAAAAUUCUAGUAGAAUGGCCUGCUACAAUGAGUUGAUUCAGCUGGAGUUUGGACAGGUGCAGGCACAAUUCAAGCUAAGGGCAUGUAAUUCAUUAUUUACAGCAUUAGAGAAAAGUCAAGAAGCCAUUGAGAUCACAAGUGAAGACCAUGUAAUACAGUACGUCAAUCCUGCUUUUGAAACAAUGAUGGGCUAUCAAAUAGGUGAACUAAUAGAAAAGGAAUUAACAGAAGUGCCUAUAAAUGAAAAAAAAGCUGAUUUCCUAGAUACUAUUAAUUCCUGCAUAAAGAUAGGAAAGGAAUGGCAAGGAAUGUACUAUGCGAAAAAGAAAAAUGGAGAUAGCAUACAACAAAAUGUGAAGAUACUACCUGUCAUUGGACAGGGAGGGAAGAUUAGACACUAUGUGUCAAUUAGUAGACUGUGCAAUGACAACAAUAAGGUGGAGAAGACAUGUGAAUGUAUUCAGGCUGAAUCUCAGACAGAUACUCAGACUUGCAGACACAAAGACAUGAGGAAAGGAUCCCUGGAUGUCAGAUCCACAACAUCUCGUGGGAGUGAUGGCAGCUCCCAGCGGCGCCGCUCCUCCAUGGCCAGGGUCCAUUCCAUGACUAUCGAGGCUCCCAUCACCAAGGUAAUAAACAUCAUCAAUGCUGCACAAGAGAGCAGUCCCAUGCCAGUUGCAGAAGCUUUAGACCGGGCUUUGGAGAUUUUAAGAACCACUGAAUUGUACUCUCCACAACUGGGGACAAAAGAUGAGGAUCCACAUACAAGUGACCUUGUUGGAGGACUAAUGACAGAUGGUUUACGAAGAUUAUCAGGGAACGAAUACAUAUUGUCAGCAAAACAAACUCAUCAGGUUGCUGGCAGUCUGAGCUCUCCAAUCUCCCUCAAUGACAUCCCCCCACGGAUAACACAGGCAAUGGAAAAUGAGGAACAGUGGGAUUUUGAUAUCUUUGAACUUGAGGCUGCCACCCAUAAAAGGCCUUUGGUUUAUCUGGGUCUCAAAAUAUUUGCUCGCUUUGGAAUCUGUGAAUUCCUAAACUGUUCAGAAUCCACUCUGAGGUCAUGGUUACAAGUUAUUGAGGCUAACUACCAUUCCUCCAACUCCUACCAUAAUUCUACUCAUUCAGCAGAUGUACUACAUGCUACUGCUUACUUCUUGUCUAAAGAGAGAGUAAAGCAAACUCUGGAUCCGAUAGACGAGGUUGCCGCGCUCAUUGCUGCCACAGUCCACGAUGUGGAUCACCCAGGAAGAACAAAUUCUUUCCUGUGCAAUGCUGGCAGCGAGCUUGCAAUUCUCUACAACGACACGGCCGUGCUGGAGAGCCACCAUGCUGCCCUGGCCUUCCAGCUCACCACCCGGGAUGGCAAAUGCAAUAUAUUUAAAAACAUGGAGAGGAAUGAGUAUCGAACCCUUCGCCAAGUCAUUAUUGACAUGGUCUUAGCAACAGAAAUGACAAAGCACUUUGAGCAUGUCAACAAGUUUGUCAACAGCAUUAAUAAACCCUUGGCAGCACUAGAAGAAAAUGGGAAUAAUGGUGAUGGAGAGUCAAUCAAAACUGUUCUCAGGUCUCCUGAAAACCGUAUCCUUAUCAAACGCAUGUUGAUAAAGUGUGCUGACAUUUCCAAUCCAUGCAGACCCAGAGAACAGUGUAUAGAAUGGGCCGGACGCAUCUCUGAGGAGUACUUUGCACAGACUGAUGAAGAAAGGAGGCAAGGUUUACCUGUUGUGAUGCCAGUUUUCGACAGAAAUACUUGCAGCAUCCCCAAAUCCCAAUUAUCAUUCAUUGAUUACUUCAUUAUUGAUAUGUUUGAUGCCUGGGAUGCAUUUGCCGACCUGCCAAAUCUGAUGGAGCAUCUGAAUAAUAACAUUAAAUACUGGAAAGGACUGGAUGGAAGGAACCUGCGAGUCCUUCGACCACCACCAGAAUAGCAGUUAGACCAUGGUGUGUCAUUCAUUAGCCAGAUGCAUAUUUAUUCAAGCUCACUUUUAUCUGUGUGAAUUCAGAUUUGUUUUGGUCUCUUCAGUAUUACAGUAAAGCUAGCCCAUGCACUUGGGGAACUUUCACAUUCAAGAGAACACGAGGUCAGCAGUUGACUUCCACAAAGUACCAUGUGUGGACUCAGAUGAAAUAAGCCCACCAAGUGGAAUUACACUGGAUUGCUGCAGUACUUGUACUGAAGAGGGUUUAUUACAAACAUACUUCUGUGAUAUCUUCAUACCAGCACGUGAAGCUGGAAGACCUUGAAGAGAAUCCUCAUAAAAAGGACAUUCACUAGAAGUUUAUCUAUUGAUAGAGACUCACAGCUUUUAUGAGAAAGCUACAUGCUUUUUAUAAGCACUUCAGACAGUUAUGUAGAACAAUCAGACAUUUAAAAUGCAACUGUCUAUGAAAGAAUUUUUUGAUCUAUGAAAAAUAGAUGUACUGUAUUUUUUCACAUCACAGAAGGUGCAAUCAUUCACUUCUGAGCACUACUGAAAGUGAGUUCUCCUUAAGAAAUUUAGUAGCAAAUGUAAAAAAUAACACAAGAAUUUUUGAGGUUGAUCGUUAGCAUCUAUGAUUAAAAUGUUAUGUUUUAUUUAUUUUGUUAGAUGUUCAAUAUUUUCUAUGAAUUUAUAAAUACUUAAAAGCCAAAGCCAACUUUAGAUGCAUUAUAAAUUUACAUGAUUCAUACUCAUUAAUAUACAUUUAAUUGAUGUACAGACCUUUUAUUUUCAUAAUGCAAAUACAAAAUACUAUACAAUGAUACAUUUUUAUUGCACUGUAAGGAUAGAUGUGUAUGUUUAAAUAUUGUCUGAUUUAUGUUAAUUAAAAUAAGUUUUAUUAAAAAGGUCUCACUUGAGAGUAGUAGAAUAAACAAGAACUGUAUACUGUCUGAGCACCAGAACUGCAGUAGUUCUCCCACAAACCAGUGAGGACCAUCUGAUCUUCUCUUGGCUACAAAAAUAAUAGUGUGUUGGAACUCUUUGUUUUCUCCCAUGACAUUUUAUGACUGAACUCCCUGUUAAAGUCUGCCUUAUUUUAUAUAGUAUUUCUACAAAGCAUUCCACAGUGUAUAUGAAGAGGUGAUACUAAGCAUCUAAUGAAUUUCAACAUUUUAUAGUCAAUGUAUUUUCCUCUGCGGUAAAAGAAAAAGAACAUAAAACCACCAACACAAACCUUCAACUCAAGAAGUUUGUAAAGGCUGUGUACCUUCACAAUUUAAAUGAAACCUUCAUAGCAACUACCAGAAAAUAAUAAAAUGUAUAUUUUAAGAAGUGUCAAGUUCUACCCAUUUCAUUUGAAAUGUAUAUGCACUUUGUAGCUUGCAGACUAACAAACACAUGAAAUUCUUUUAAAAAUAACUAAGAUACUUUUUGUCUGGGGAAGGGAAAAGUUGAGGGGGUUGAAUGGCAUAUGAAAGGUGUAGCUGGCAAGCCCCUGUGUUUGUGGCCUGCCCUUGGCAAGCCCAUCAGACCCUUGUGUACCCUUGGACAAGUCUCUUCACGCUGUGUUCCGCUGGAGGACUCAAGGAGCAUCCUGUCAGCCUUCCCAGUCAACAGAAAGGCAUCCAAAGGCACUGAAAGGGCUGCUGACUGUUGUUACUGCAGAGAAAAUUGAGUUCAGAGACAUUUUGAACCAUUUCUGAAGAAGCAGACGCUGGGGAGAGGUGGAUGAUGGAGCCAUUCAGGGACUGCAGUAGCAGCCUUAAGGCUCCUGUGUCUCCAUUAGAGGAAAACUGCAUCACACCAUCACUGUCUCCUCUGCUUAUCUGCUGCAAUGAGGAUGAGAGAGGAAGUGUGGGCAUGAGCAUGUGGGCCCAGAGACUUAUCUGCAGAGAUACCGCUCAGAGCUCCUGAGAAGCCGGAGCUUCGUCCUCCCACCCCGCUGUGUGCCAGGCUUGGUGAGACUCGCAGGAGAGCCGAAUGCCAUCGGCGGGCACAGUCCCAGCAGUGUCCCCAGGCUGGGCAGUGCUGGCUGUUUCACACUCUGCUUACCUCUGCAGGAUCAAGCACAUACUAUGGGAAGGAAUGGAGGUGGACAACCACAGCAGGCGCUGCAGGAUGGUGGCUGCUGCAGGCAACAAUUCAGCUCUGUGUGGAUGGAGGCAUCACUGGGGAAGCCGCUCCAUGGCCCAGCCGAAGGCAGGCCCUUUGUUCCCGGCUCCAGCACUGGGUGAGGAGGGACACUGGACAUGCCUUGGAUUACGAUAGUUCUGCCACUGCCUUAGCAGUCCUGUGCCAUGCCUGGUGAUGACCAUGGGGCCAUUCUCCUGAGCAGACUGCUCUGUACUCAGCCACUGGCAGCAUAACAUCAGGGCUGUUUGGUACCUGUGGAGUCCCACUGCAAGAGUCUGAGCACCUCAAAUUUGGCUCAGAAAAUCUGCCCUUGCACAGCCAGCAAGAGGGUUGUGAAGUCCUGGGGACUUGACUGUUCAGUUCACCAACUGGAAAGUAUUUUGCCAGGUCACAGCUAUGGUUUGAGCACUUAAGGUGAAAGCUGAUGGUGGGUAGUAGAAUCAUGGGUUCAGCAGCAGCAUUUGUGCAUUAGAGACUCUGUUGGGAAGUUCAGAUGUUCUCAUACCUCUGUUCUGAUACCUGUGUGUUAUGCUCUUUCAGGUAUCUACUUGAAAUUAAGAGUGGGGCUCUCAGUUUUUGGCUGAUAGGGGUAAAACAGUGGGUAUAAGUUGGACCCAGAGUCAAGGAGGACAUUUUUAAGCAAACAAUGGUGCUAUCUCACCACUUCCAUCCCCUGCACAGGAGCUGUACCCUAGAGCUGCUGUUCCCUGGGAUGGCCAUGCCAGCAUCAGCAGGGCACACAUGGCCACAAGCUGCUCUGCUCACUGGCAGACAAAGCAACUGAAAGUCUCUGGCCUGCUUACAACAGGUCUGACAAAGUGACCAUAACUUUUUCUGCCCUGAAAAUACCUUAAUUCCGGGUAGGUUAAGAAGUGAUGCUGUGCUGGUAUAGCUCAGUGUUGCUAAACCCAUCUUCUGCGGCUUUUGUAACAGAUAUCCAAGAGCAGCUGGUACUGAUCGCUGCUGUAGGGACAUACUGAGCUCCUGUUUUUGUGGUUUCUGAAGGCUUGUUUUGGCAAGACUUUUUAAAAGCUAUUUGAGAAAGAAGAGACAAGCUUUUGACACACAGUUCUAUGUAAAAUCUCUUCAGUUUUGCCAACGGCAUUUAUUUGUAGAGACCCUGCAUAUUGUAGAGGCCACUGCUUGUUCCUGGUGAUUCCCUAGAAUGGAAACUUGAACCAAUGAUUUUUGUAAAGAAUGUGCAAUAAAUCUCUGGAAAAGC